AAAAAUUAAUGAAAACAAAAAUAGGCUUUUUGGUCUUAAUUUAAGGUUGGGCAUAAGGUUAGCAGUGUGGUUAAGUUUAAAAUCAGAGUUUAAGAAGAUGAAUUGUAGAAAUAGGCGGGCAAGCUUGCUAAGCAAAAACAAAUGUACUGGACUUCCGCAUUUGGAUUCGUCACAACCACAAAGUUGCUCAACUGUUGCUCAGAUCAUCAAGUGCUGCAUUUGAAGACACUGCCACCUGCUGACAUGUGCCUCAAAUGUGAUGAUCAAAGAGUCCUCUACAGCCAUUUCAGUUAGAUAGCUAGAUAGAUUUUAUUUGACAGUUAUAAAUUACGACCAGGGGGAGAUACCACCAGUCCAGUCCCAUACAAGCCUUUCCUGUGACGUAUUAUGCGCGCCCAUAAAACUGUGACCUAUUGUGACGUAACCAAGCAUAAAUUCACUACAUAAACUGUGUUCAGCUUUGAUAUCAUCAGUACAAUCGCUUUCUUCAGUAAGGUUGUUUCAGGUGCAUAGUCUGCCCUAGCUGACACUGUGCAGAGAAUAAAUACUACGAUUGGAAACGGUUGGAUAGACCCGUCCUUGGAGUUUAGAACGUCUGAAAGCAAGAUGAAUCAUAAUGAUGAGAGAAUCAAAAGAGCUUUAAGGCGCCGCCCUUAUGUGUUGAAUCCAGUGAGGGUGAACACCCCUGAUUCUGUGAUGUGGCCAACCGGCAAAGUGCGCAGAAGGCCAAGGCCUUCUACAUCAGUGCAGACCCCUCAGAUCCACAAAAGGCCUCCAAUCAUUGUGAGCUGUGGGCAGGAACAGACAUCUGGGGAUGGAUGGGACAUCAAUCCAGAGCCUCUUAGCCAGUCUGGAAGGGUGACUCGGCUGAUGGAUAGAAAUUAUGAUGGGGUGAUCUCAUCCUCCAACUCUGACAUCUCUAUCUACUCCUUCACUGACUGUGAAUCUGAGUCUGAUGAUGAGGAUCAUGAAAGGAGGACACCACCGCUGAAAGUGAAGGAUGAGGAGGAUGGAAAGCUGACAAGGCUUAAAGUGAGGGAUAUGGUAGAGGACGACGAUCUUUCUCUCCAAUCCUUCGAUGAGUCAGACUUUCUGCGUGAUAAUGGCAAUGAUGCCUCUGCUGAGGACAGUCCAGGGCCUUCAAAGGAACCACUGAGAAAAGGGGCUUCACUGAAGGACCCUCGACUGAUUAUUGUGGCGAAACCCAACAUCCCUGUCAUUGUUGCUCCGCAUGCUGUGGAGUACUUACCAUACCACCACAGCCCUCGCCUGGCCCCAAUCACCAACCUGAGCGAGAACGGUAGGAAGCUGCUCCAGAAAAUGUCAGGAGUGGCCCCACAGGUGAGAGGAAAUACAGAAAGCCCUUGCCUGGCCCCCAUCACCAAUACAGGAAGCCCUCGCCUGGCCCCCAUCACCAACCUGAGUGAGAACAGCAGGAAGCUGCUCCAGGAAACGGCGCAGAAAAUGGCAGGAGUGUACCCACAGGAAGGGAAGGUCAAAAGGAAAAAGGGCAAGGCAAAAAAGAGAGUGAAGCAAGAGCAGGCUAGUAACAUGAAGCAGGUGGAAAAUGUUGGAGAAAGUAAGGAGGACAAGAAAGAGGAAAAGAAGAGUCUGAGGAAGAGGUUUCUCCAGUGGCUGCUGCCCAAACUUAGAUGUUUGAAUAAAUAAUGGCCAUCUACUACUACAACACACACACACACAGAUAUUUUGAGUAUUGCUUACUCCUCCAAUACACACAGAAACUUAAUUUCAGACACAGGAACUAUGUUUAGAAAAAUACACAUAUUGGUCUCGUUCUAAUAUUUUGAGACAUGCACUAUUCUUUAAAAUAAAAAAACUACAAAAAAUGUUUGAAAUAUGCAUUUUCAAUAAAGCUUUUGAAAUUGCAA
This is a messenger RNA of Coregonus clupeaformis (lake whitefish), 1889 nucleotides long. RefSeq lists its product as uncharacterized. The transcript has 11 exons. The record is from RefSeq and is a predicted model, not a curated record. The coding region runs from base 607 to 1668 and encodes 353 amino acids. NCBI's taxonomy places the organism in Eukaryota, Metazoa, Chordata, Actinopteri, Salmoniformes, Salmonidae.